Messenger RNA from Mytilus californianus (California mussel), 2512 nucleotides. RefSeq lists its product as uncharacterized. The coding region runs from base 348 to 2114 and encodes 588 amino acids. The transcript has 8 exons. The record is from RefSeq and is a predicted model, not a curated record. Lineage: Eukaryota; Metazoa; Mollusca; Bivalvia; Mytilida; Mytilidae.
AGGUACUAAAACGCUAAAAUCAUGUUUGUCUUAUUCUAAAGUUCGUAUUUAACGUUUAAGAAUGCAAAAAACCCGAUAAAAUUCCGUUUUGUAAUUAUCGAGAUAUUUGCAAAUUACCGUCAGUUUGUCAUUUGAACACCUGAACGAUUUAGUAAAACACGCCACUACAACUCACUACUUAUAUCCAACGGAAGUGACGCAUAGUGGGUCAUAUACAUUAGAGACAGAUAUGUAAACAGGUCAGUUCGCAAAGUGAAAGUACUAUCGAAAGGUGACAAUUAUCAACUGACAUUGAAUUUAGAAUAUUUAUUGACGUUUAUUGAUUUGUUAUAUUCCCAUAAUUAACCAUGGGAAAGCGUUGUGCAGUUGCAGGGUGCAGUAAUUCCACCAAAACUGGACAUUCCGUACACCUGUUUCCUAAAGUAGAACGACAACGUGUCUUGUGGAUACGUUUUGUAAAACUGACUCGUGUUGAUUUUUCUGAGCCAUCUAAAAACUCUGCUAUAUGUAGUGCUCACUUCUCAGACGACUGUUACGAAUUUGACCGAAUCAAAUUCAAGGAGUUAUUUGGUUUAUCCACAAGCAAGAGACUUUUGCCAAAUUCAGUGCCAAGUAUUUACCCCAAAAGACCUGCAGACGUGCUCAAUGAGGGAUUUAUUGCUGAACCUAAGAAGAAACUAAGAACAUCUGCAGCUCUACAGAAAAGAGAAAGGGUCAAGAUACUACAGGAACUGUUGUAUAAUCCACCCAAUGAAGAAACUAAGAACCCGCCAGAAUUAAUUCCAACAGUUCCCAUGCUCAUUGAUGAUGAGAAUGCUAACCCAUCCCUAGAACCCUCUGCAGACCAAGAGUCACCUGUACAUGUAUGCAAUAAAUCUGUACCAUCUCUAGUCAGCCCUGAGCAAGACACACCUGUAUGUUAUAACUCUGUGCUAUCUCCUGUCAGCCCUGAGCCAGAUAAACCUAUACAUUCUAUUAAUGCUAGUAAAGGUUGCAACAGUGAUAGUCAGGAAACCACUCAUUCAAAAGAAAUUGAAAAGGUAAAUGUAACUAACUCGCAGAAAACAGCAGACAGUCAGACAGCAACAGUUUCAACUCAAAGGAGGUUCAGAUCUGCCAGAAUUCAAGUUCAUCCGAAAACUAAAGAAAAAUGUACUAAAGCUGACUUUCAACCAAGAUAUCGUAGUAUGGCUAUUCAGUGUGAUCUCAUACCAACACCACAUCAGCCACAGCCUGCAGACAAUACAACAGAAAGAGUCCAACAACAUGCUAAUGACAUUGAACACAUAACACCUGAUGAUCCAGUUAUUUCUGAUGAUCCCGAAGAUCUUCCAUAUGAACCAUCCCUUAGUGAUUCUUCGGACAGUGGUGGUAGUGAUGAUUCUCAUAAUGAAUUAGAAACAGGUCUACAAGAAAAGAAAUAUAUUGUUAGUGAAGACCAGCUUAUGGACUUGUUUAAGAUAUGCCGUAAAUGUUGUGGUUGUGCUAUUGCUACUAUUUCUCAAAUAGUGGGGACUCUUAUAAAAGUUGAAGUCAAAUGUGAACUUUGUAGUGACAGUUACGUAUGGCAUAGUCAGUCAUUUAUUGGAUCAGUUCCAACCGGUAACUUGGCAGUCUCCAGUGCAAUUUUAUUUUCUGGUGCCUUACCGACCAAAGUUUUGCGCUUUAUGAACUUCAUGAACAUUGCAACAAUUUCAAAUCAGACCUUCUUCAACCAUCAGAGACAUUUCCUGUACCCAGCCGUAGUACGAUUUUGGAAGCACCAGCAAAUGCAACAUGUAGAAAGAUACAGAGACGGUAGGGAGUCCCUGGUCGUUGGUGGUGAUGGUAGGGCUGAUACUCCAGGCCAUUCUGCAAAGUAUGGGUCUUAUUCAAUUGUAGACUUGAACCAAGGUGUUGUUAUUGAUGUUCAACUGGUUCAGAGUAAUGAGGUCAAGUCCAGCAAUGCCAUGGAAAAAGAAGGUCUGAUACGUGCCUUGAAAUGGAUAGGUGACAACAACUUGUCUGUCAAGACGCUUGUCACCGAUCAGCAUCUUCAAAUUGUGAAGUACGUUAGAGAGAAGGAACCACACAUCAAACACUACUUCGACGUCUGGCAUGUGGCAAAAGGUUAAAAGAAAAAAAUGGUUAAACUCAGUAAGGAGACGGACUGUGCAAAAGUUGGAGAGUGGAUCAAAAGCAUCACAAACCACAUGUACUGGGUAGCAGCUUCAACACCAGCUGGUGAUGGAGAAGAAAUGGUGUCCAAAUGGUUGUCGGUGGCUAACCAUGUACAGAACAUCCAUACAGGCCACUCUGACACAUUUCCAAGCUGUAAACAUCGAAGAUUAGUGGGAAGAGACAGGAAAAAGAAAUGGUUAAAACCAGGAAGUUAGGCUUGUGUAAAGCUGGAAGAGCUUUUGACAGCUACCAGACUCAAAACAUCUGUAAGAAAGCUGUCACCAAUACACCAGACUUCUGAUGUUGAGGCUUUCCACUCAACAAUCAACCACUUUGCCCCUAAGAUCAUUGG